UGUUCCCCCACGCGCCUCAGCGGCAGUGACGUUAGACAGGCGCACCGACCUUCCUUGAGGCUGCGGGUCUACGGAGAGAUCGUCUUCUCUCCGCGGCCCGAGCUGCAGUUUCGUUGCGUAGGGCCUCGCGGAUUUCCGCAGCCUGGUGUUCUGGCCCGCGAGCACCCCGCAGCUGCGCGCCAUCUUCACCAAGCGCCAUGGCGGCGGCCGGCGGGCCGAAAGCGACCAGAUGCUGCCCUUUCUUCGGUCUCCUUUUGCUUCUGCUGAUCGCGGGCCCUACCCGGGGCUGGAACGACCCUGACAGAAUAUUGUUGAGGGAUAUAAAAGCUCUCACCCUCCACUAUGACCGCUAUACCACUUCCCGUAGGUUGGAUCCCAUCCCACAGUUGAAGUGUGUUGGAGGCACAGCUGGAUGUGAUUCUUACACCCCAAAGGUCAUACAGUGUCAGAACAAAGGCUGGGAUGGUUAUGAUGUACAGUGGGAAUGUAAGACUGACUUAGAUGUUGCGUACAAAUUUGGAAAAACUGUGGUGAGCUGUGAAGGCUAUGACUCCUCUGAAGACCAGUAUGUGCUAAGAGGUUCCUGUGGUUUGGAGUAUAACUUAGAUUACACAGAACUCGGCCUGAGGAAAUUGAGAGAGUCUGGAGAAAACCAUGGCUUUAAUUCUUUCUCUAAUUAUUAUAAUAAGUUGUACUCCCCAGAUUCCUGUAGCAUCAGUGGCGUGAUUACCAUUGUGCUGCUACUUGCUAUCGCCUUUGGAGUUUAUAAAUUCUUCCUUAGUGAUGGUCAGGAUCCUCCUCCACCAUAUUCUGAGUAUCCUCCAUAUUCCCAUCGUUAUCAGAGGUUCACCAACUCGGCAGGACCCCCUCCUCCAGGCUUCAAGUCUGAGUUCACAGGACCUCAUGGUGCAACUUCCGGUUUUGGCAGUGCUUUUACUGGACAACAAGGACAUGAAAAUUCAGGACCAGGCUUUUGGACUGGCUUGGGAACUGGAGGAAUAUUAGGAUAUUUGUUUGGCAGCAAUAGAGCAGCAACACCCUUCUCAGACUCGUGGUACUACCCAGCACACCCUCCCUCAUACACCAGCACAUGGAAUAGCCGGGCUUACUCACCACUACGUGGAGGCCCAGGCAGCUAUUCGGCCUGUUCAAGCUCAGAGCCAAGAACCAGAACAGCAUCAGGUAAGAGCAAAAACCAAGAAGCCCUAUUCAGUGAAGUACAGAAAUAAUUUGGAAUUUAAGGUGAUUAAUUUUAUAUUUAGCAAUCAUGGUUUUAUGUAAUACCAGAAAUAUUAGUUGCACAGCUGAGAUUAAAAUAAUAAUUCAGAUUCAUUCUUUCCUACCACUUUUUUUUUUUGGCUUUUUAGGGCCACACCUGUGGCAUGUGAAAGUUCCCAGGCUAGGGGUUAAAUUGGAGCUGCAGUUGCCGGCCUACACCACAGCCACAGGAACUUGGAUCUGAGCUGCAUCUGUGACCUACACCACAGCUCAUGGCAAUGCUGGAUUCUUAAUCCACUGAGUAAAGCCAGGGAUCAAACCCGUAUCCUUAUGGAUACUAGUCAUGUUUGUUACUGCUGAACCACAAUGGGUACUCCUUUCCUUCCUCCUGCUUCUAGUCUUUUUUUUUUUUUUUUCUGACCAUGUCCACAGCACGUGGAAGUUGCAGGGCCAGGGACCACACAGCAGUGACCUGAGGUGCUGCAGUGAUGAUGCCGGAUCCUUCACCCACUGUGCCACUGCGGAAUUCCUCAACACUUCUGUACUUUAAAACUCAAAGAGGAAUUUGAUUUCAGCUCAUUUCUACCAUGAACCAAAGUUUUAAACCUUCUAGGACAUUGGUUUCCACAUGUUUAAUUCUAUUUAAUAUAUGGGAGUCUUUUAUGCUCUAAAAUGGAACCUUUCUAGGUAGAAGGUUGGACUUUUCAAUUCGGUCAAACUCAAAACUGUAUUGAUACAUUCUUUAAUUGCCAAAGAUAUGUUUAUUGCCAUCGCUGAGAGGAAAUUUUCUUUAAAAAGCAGAGAUAAAAGACCAAAUUAUUCGGGAGUUCCCGUCAUGUCUCAGUGGUUAAUGAACCCGACUAGCAUCCAUGAGGACACAGGUUCGAUCCCUGGCCUCGCUCAGUGGGUUAAGGGUCUGGGGUUGCCAUGGCUCUGGCGUAGGCCAGUGGCUACAGUGCCUACUCCACUCCUAGUCUGGGAACCUCCAUAUACCGUGGGUGUGGCCCUGAAAGACAAAAAGUCAGAAAGUCAAAAAAAAAAAAGCCAAAUUAUUUGGAAUUAAACAUCUAGCUUGUUAGCAGAGAAUGGAAGGUCGUGGGUCAUGAGGCAGUGCUAGGUGGUUGUGUACUGGAUUUACCUUCUUCAGCAGGGGAAGUCAUAGAACACUGAAUAACUCUGGAAAUGGACAGAAAAUAUUUAAAUAUGCUUUAAAAUAUAAGCAGAAUUCUCAUAGUGCUGUGUGAAUAAAUUGAUAUGAUCACUUUGAAAAACUUGUUGGCAUCACCCACUAAAAUUGAACAUAAACAUCUCAAGAUCCAGCAGUUUCAUAGAUAGAUAGCAACAGAAAUGUAUACAUUUGUACACUAGACGGUAAGUACAAGGAUGUUCACAGUAUCUUUAUUCAUAGUACCUCCAACUGGAAGAAAUCCACAUACCUAUCAGCAGUAAAAUGGAUGAAUAAAUUGAGUUAUAUUCAGUGGAAUACUGUGCAACAGGGGAGUGAAUGAAUAGUUGUGUACAAUAAUGUGGACAGAUCUACCAAAUGUAAAGAAGCCAAACUCAAAAGAAUGUCCACAUUAUGACUGCAAAAUUCAUAUUUUAUAAAUAUACAUGUUUAAUAAGAAGCAAAACUUGGAAGUUCCCCUCAUGGCUCAGCAGUAACAAAUCUGACUAGUAUCCAUGAGGACAUGUUUCCAAUCACUGGCUUCGCUCAGUGGGUUAAAUGAUCCGGCAUUGCCGUGAGCUGCAGUGUACGUUGCAGAUGUAACUCAGAUCCUGCAUUGCUGUGGCUGUGGGGUAGGCUGGCAGCUACAGCUUUGAUUCGACCCCUAACCUGGGAACUUCCAUAUGUCAUGCGUGCGGCCCUAAAAACAAAAACAAAAAAAA
This is a messenger RNA of Sus scrofa (pig), 3105 nucleotides long. The record is from RefSeq and is a predicted model, not a curated record. Lineage: Eukaryota; Metazoa; Chordata; Mammalia; Artiodactyla; Suidae.